Molecule: messenger RNA, 2668 nt
Organism: Drosophila kikkawai
Lineage: Eukaryota; Metazoa; Arthropoda; Insecta; Diptera; Drosophilidae
Source: RefSeq, a predicted model, not a curated record
UGAGAGCGCCCCGUGAGCGUAUUGCGCUAUCAACGUCUUUGUUGUUUGGGGUUAAAUUUUCCGUUGCAGCAGUUCUCAGUUCUGUUUUUUCUGUCUCAAUAACUGCAUCGCUUAUUGUUUUUCCACUGCCGCGAUGAAAAUUUCGUAAUAUUAAAGACAAAUAAAUAUUGAAUCAAUUGGAAAAAUGGGCGAGAGCGUGAUGUGCCCUCGUGAAAUAAGCAAUAAUUAAAAUGACCAUAUAAUUAUAAAUAUAAUCAGAAAACAAACAAAGAUAUGCGGAAACAAAAUGUGUUAACACUAGACGAGAGAGACUAAGGGAGAACGUGGGAGAGAGCGUUGCGAUAAGCAGCCAAACUGUGAGAGCGACAACAACAAUUGUUGAUUAGAAUGUGUGUCAAAAUACAAGAGCCGAGCGAUGGAAAAAACAGUUGUUAUUGCUAUUGAUAAUAAAUCAUGGGAAGAUGCACGUGCGCCCCCGCUCCCCAAUGCAUCCGUCUAAUUUUGGAUAUCUGCUCAGCGAAGCCACUUAUUUGAUAGACAAGCGACAGCAAACAGAAGCCCUGAAGGAAACACACGCGAAAUAAAACAACUGCCUGUGAAAUUCACAACAAAUCGCACUUGUCACUAGCACACCACCCUUUUGACGUCAGCUCCCGCGCUAAUCCCAGAUAUAUAGUGCAACUAUUGGAAGGACAGGGCAACGCGAAGAAUAAACCCGCAAGAUGCACGGGGUGAAGCGGGUGCUAAUCUUCUGCCUGAUGAUUGUGAUACUGCCGGCCAUUCUGAUCAUCAUGCCCUUGCAUCUGCGGAAGACUGUCUUCGCGGACGUUAUCUAUCCAAUGGCGGAGUCGGACAUCAUUGAGAUCCGCGCCGGAAUCUCUUCGAUCUUCUGCUCGAAGCACACCCUCCGGAUGAGCUCAAACUUCAAUGCCUUUCAGCUGCGCAACAAGCCCGAGGUUUCUACGAACCGCAAACACAUCAGACUGAAGAAGUCGAUGACCCUGCCCGACGACACCCUGGAGUACUGGGGCUUCUUUCUGCUGAAGGGGGCCAAGGUGCGGGUCAAGUUUUGCUCCCGCUAUGAUGGCUCCCGCAUCCUGAUCGUCAAGGGCCAGCGGCAGCUUAACCUGUGUGGCCUCACCGAUCACAAUAAGAACAAGUUAGGGGCCAAUUAUGCCAACGGCCAUGAAGAGGUCAAGGUGUUCUUCGAGGAUAACGUGGAGAUCACCGAGGAAAAGAGCAAUCAGGACGUUUUAAUGGAGCACGAGAACCACGGAGGCGAGGACUUGAGCGAGGAUCCUGCGCAACCGUUGGUGAAUAUAUCGGUUAGGCCAGCCAGUACAGGAACAACGCCCAAACUGAUAAGGAAAAAACUGAAAAAGGGCACCAUUCAUCAUAACGAUCAGGAUGUGCACAUUGGAAUAGAGAACUCCGGAACCGAGAUCGUUGAGCAUGGGCAUCAUCAUAAUCACAACUCUGGAGUAGCAACACAUCACCAUCACUCAUCAGCUGGAACUCCUGACGAGCAACACCCCAGCACUCACAACUCAAGUCAGACCCACGAGAUAACCCAUCGAGAUCGUCACAGGAGACACAUGGCAGGGACUCAAGGUCAUCAGAGGAGGCAGGAGCUCUACGAGAAGCUCUACAAAAGAACGAAGCGGGAGAAUGUCUACGAUCGAAAGUACGUGCACGGCGGCAAUGCCAUUAACUUUACGGAAACGGACGAGUCCAACUCGGUGUCCAGCUUCGAGACCGGACUACUGGACUGCUUCAGCGGAAUGAUCCUGCUGAAGGAGUUCUUCCGGCCGAGCAACGAGUGCUCCAAUCCGCACGUCAUGGACACUUUCGGAAAUAGGAGCUCCGUGGCUGUGCACAAUGUGACCGACGAUGCCUAUUACUACUACAUCUUCUACAGCGACAACGAUCACGUACGGAACGAGAUCCACGCCAUAUUCGAUAUAUAUAAGCCAACCUAUCAGUACUCAAAUCUGAGCGAGUCCCAGAGCUGCCUGAACACCACGAAUUGCACCUUCAACAUCAGCUUUCUCUCGGAUGAAAUCGUGGUGGUUGAGGUGCCAACGAGAGAUGGAAUCGAGCACGAGGAGGACGACAUCACCAACUUAAUAUCCACCUGCCAUCCGCGCAGCGAGAUAUAUGCCCUCUUCCCAAUUACGGUGCUCGUCCUGAUCCUGUGCUGCUCCUUCCUGUAGUCCUCUUGAAUCCCCAUCCGUUCCGGCGGAGCCUUGUGAUAUUUAUAGUGAGGUAACUGGGUGAUAUACGCGCAUGUGAGUGUGGCAACGUGAUGGCAGGCCCCAAAACGAGAGCUUUUCAAGUAGCCAUAGGAUCCAAUAUCGAUUAUACACGCGAAAUGAACAGUCUGACCAAUUCAUAUUUAGCAAUUCACAGAAUAUAAUCAAUAUCCGUAGUGUGUAAUAUAAGUGUAGCCUAAGACGCAAGCAUUUAAAUGUCUACAAAUACUGAAUGUUUAUUUUAGAAGUUUAGGAAACAAAAUUUGUAUAUCGUGUACAAAUACUAAUAGAAUAAUGUACAUUUAAGUGGGAACUGUAGUACUUAUCGAUACCGAGACUCAAAUGAUUACAAUUUCUGUUUUAACCUCAAGCUCUGUCUUUUAAUGAGUUCAGGAUAAUAAACUAUGUAAAAUUUA